This is a messenger RNA of Paramuricea clavata, 11137 nucleotides long. Lineage: Eukaryota; Metazoa; Cnidaria; Anthozoa; Malacalcyonacea; Plexauridae. The record is from the annotation of a GenBank genome assembly.
AUGAAGUUUAUGAAGGCAAUAAUGAAGGCUUUUAUCGCGCUUUCUGCUGUUAUUAUUUGUUUGGUAUAUCUACUGUCUCAUACCAAACCUGCUUCAGCAGCAAAAGGCCCAAAAGUAACUGACAAGGUAGGAAUAUAGUGGUCACUGUCUGAUGCUUCUACAAUUGUGAAUUGUGGGCAGCAUACAGUAUAUGUGCAUGCAUGGUGAAAGGUUUGUACUGUAGAUGGGAAUUUCGAAUGGAAUUUUUAUACAUUUAUUAGACCUACCCAGGAGCAGUUGCGAAAAAUGCAACUAUCGGUUCCUGGGCAGGAAGCGAACCAACGCCGGGGCUGCAUGGCCACAGCUAGGUUUGAUUCCUGCUGCCAAGAGUUGCAUUUUUCAGAACUGCUCCUGGUUAUAGGUCUAAUAAAUGUAUAAAAAUUCCAUUCAAAAUUUUCAUUUAUACAGUACAAUUCCCUUAUAUUGAGUUAUAUCGGGUGAUCGAGAGAUGCCCAAAAUUGUGAUAGCCUAUAACAACUAUUGAAUGAGGUUGAGCAUGAUAUGAAGAAUUAUCAAGCCAGAAGUUUGUGUUAUCAACCAAAGUCGAAGGCUGAGGGCUUGAAUCUGCUUCAUAAUGCUUCAUGACUUCAUAUCUGGUGAAAACCAAAUUCAAUCAUUGUUUUAUUAUUUAUUUAAAAGAUGAAAAUGACAUCUGCACCUGAGGUCUGUGGUUCAACUCAUCAUCAUUGAAAUAAUGACCAGUUCUUUUCCCCAAAUAUUUACUUUUUCCUUUCAUGCAAACACGGGCAAAGGCGCAGCAUCAUAUUGUGACUAUCGUCUUGGUCGUGUUUCCAUAUUUACAUGAUGUCAUUUCAUUGAAUAUGACAUUGAAUAUGAUUUUAUCACAUUUGAUUUAUAUAUGAUGUCACUCGGCUCAAUAAUAUGCCAAAACUCCAUAUUUGGUCAGCUAUUCAGUUGAUGAUGAUUUCACAGUUGGCUGUUAGCCAAUCAGCAACCAUGAUCUGCAGUAAAUAAAUAAUAUGCAUAUAUUUAGUUUAGAACCUAAAGUAUAUUUUUAUAUUUGAAUAAAAAUAUAUGAUAAUCAUAUAACCAAUAGAUUAUAUCUCCAUUUCUAUCUCCAUGACUAUACAUGCAAGUACAGUAGAACAGCUUCUCAAAACUAUGGUGUAAUUUUGCAGGUAUAUUUUAAUAUCACAAUUGGUGGUGAAAAAGCAGGUCGAAUUGUGAUUGGUUUGUUUGGUGGCACUGUACCAAAGACGGCUGAAAACUUCAAGGCCUUAGCUACUCACGAGGUUUGAAAAUCAUUGAUCAAAUGUAUUGAAUGGCAAGUGGUUGAAUAUGGGGGAGAGAGACAGAUUUAAAUUAUUAACUUGUUAAUUAAGUCACAGGCUGAUCCACCCCUCGCAGAGGCCGCAAGCAAUAUGACAAAUUCUUCAUUAACUCGUUGAAUUGCAUUGCUCCUCGAUGCACCCUACUUUAUUGUUUUACUCUGUCUAACUUACCCAGAUAAUUUUACUUGUUAAAGGGGAGAGCGCUUGUGCUUAAUGGGUUAAUGGCACUUAUAAUGAUAUCACUUAAUGAUAAUUUAAAUGGCAGCACUCUCCCCCUGACAAGUAAAAUUGUCUGGCAAUCACACAGAAUAAAAUAAUAAAGUACCUGAGUGUAGGGUGUAUUGGGGCGCAUUGCCACGUAAUGGAUCGAUUAAUACAGGUAUUACUGCCCCCUAGCAAUUAAGGCUGGUAGCUAAAUCAAUUUUCACAUUUUUUACACUUGAGUGCUUCAGUGCUGGGUUGUUAAUUAAUACACUAAGCCUCUUUGAAGAAUGGUCAUAUUAGCUCCAAAGUAAAAAGAAGAUUGACAUGAAUUUAUAAUCACUUUCAUUGGAAAUUUUGUAAUAUUAGAAGAUGAGGUUGAAAAGGGCUUAUUCUUUAGCACUUUUGGACUGGGGGCUUAUAUUAAAAGGAGGGGCUUACAGUAAUAGAGGAAAUAUCAUAGCUUAGAAAACAAGACAUAAUUCAUGCCUAAACAUGUGCCCAUGUGUAUACAACUAUACGUGCUAUAAAAUCAAAAGAAAAAAAUUGUGCAACUCAAGUGAGAAUGUGCAUGUGCUGUACAAAUUAUAUAAUUUUAUAAAAUUGCUAAUUAAUUAUGACAUUUCUUCUUAAUUUUUAAAGAAAGGAUUUGGGUACAAAGGCAGUAAAUUUCAUCGUGUAAUAAAAGAUUUUAUGAUUCAGGGUAGGUAAUACUAGGUAUAUUAUAGCAUCAUUGUAUCAAGGUUGAAACUUCAUGUUACAAACAAAUUUGUUUCCCAUUUAGGAGGUGAUUUUACAAGAGGUGAUGGGACAGGUGGUAGGUUAAGUUAAUAUAUCAUAUCAAACAAGAUUGAAUAAGAAUUGAUAGGGAAUGGCAAACAAGAGUUAGCAUGAGGUUGAGGGCCCCCUAUACUUUUUGCGUGAAGCGUGAAGGGCUUAUUUUACUUCGCCGUGAAACGUGAUCGGGCCCCCUAUACGUUUUGCGUGAAGCAUGAAGGGCUUAUUUCACUUAGCCGUGAAACGUGAUCGAUGAUUUUCUUAAUCCGUGACUCGUGAAAAGGCAAAAUAUUUUUACGUGAAAGCAUAUUGUGAAGAGGUAUAAGGGGCCCUCUGAGGUUUUGUAUCUGCGUAGCUUGCUCCAUUAGCUAGGAUUUGCUCAGCACACAUAACUUAUGCUACCGUAUCGUUUUGAUAGUUGUUAGCCUGUAGCCAAUCAGGAACUUAGAAAAUUGCAUAACAAUUCUUUCAAAUGUCAUUCAUUUGAAAUUUAACAUGGCGUGGCGUUGAUGAAUAUGUUUUCAUAUGGGAUUAAGAACACCCCCGACCUUUCCCCGCCCACAAUUUAGAACCAUCAUAUAACUAACAUGCGCAGAUACGUGUGCGCUUGACGUACCUAUUGUUUUUUUCAAACGAGAACAAGAUAACUGUAAAUGGUUACAGUAUAAGUAUUUGGGGCAUCCCACUCGAUACAACUAAUUAGCCUUUCUCACGCCGCCAUUUUUGGGGGUACGGUAAUUUUUCAUGAACAAUGUGAAAAGCAAUAUUUCAGAACAAACUAAGUAUUACAGAGUAAAUUUAUCAUCAUACACCCACAAAAUUAUAAAAUGUCGCCGUUAGGUGGUGUUACGCUCGCAGGAUUGGCAAAAAAGUACCCCAAAAAUGGCGGCGUGAGAAAAGCUAAUGGACCAUUUGCAUUAUAGACUAAAUUUUGAUCUAAACAAGUCUAGACAAAAGUUUCAUCACAGCUUAAAAGAGCAUCACAAAAUUAGUAAUAUUCCAAAGUUUCGUUGCGAAAUGUUGUAAAAUGCGGAUAAUAUAGCCUUGCAAAGUUUGCCGUUUUUCAGUCAUUUUGUAUUACAAACGGGAAAUUGACAGCCCCAAAGGUAAUUUAGGCUGUCAAUUUUCCCCGCGUAUUGCAAAAUGACUGAAAAACGGCAAAAGUCGCAAGGCUAUAUUAUCCGCAUUUUACAACAUUUCGCAACGAAAUUUUGGAAUAUUACUAAUUUUGUGAUGCUUUUCAAGCUGUGAUGAAAUUUUUGUCUAGACUUGUCUAGAUCAAAAUUUAGUCUAUAAUGCAAAUGGUCCAUUGCAGAAAUGUUUUGUAGAUGGAAAUUUCGGGCGUAAAUUUUAUACAUUUAUUAGAUCUAGCCAGGAGCAUUAUUGCGAAAAAUGCUGCUAUAGAGUAUAGUCCCUCUGGAAUCAAGCCUGCAGCUCCGCGAUUCCGGUGCUGCGUUUUUAAGAACCGAGCUACAGAGCCGUUCAGUUGACAGUUUUUUUUCAGGGAUCUUUUAGGGCCGUAAAACGGCCCCCAAAAGGGCUCAAUCUUGAAUUUGAGUUUUGAAACUAAUCAUCUCAUCAAAAGAUUCUGUGCAGUAAAAUGAAGUUGUUUGAGUUAAAUUCAUGACGUGUGCAAAAAAGGUUUUAAUUGACUGGAAUUCAUUUCACAACACAAGAACAACAAUGCAUUCACCGUCUUUAACCAGUUUAUAGUGUCCCUUUGUGCCCCUGCUUUAACACAUUGUAUCUCAACUACACUAAAGUGGGUACAGGUUUCAGCCUCCCAGGGGAGACAGCCGCCUCAGACCCCCAGCUGUUCAGCUAAACUCAAUCUUCUCUGCAAAAACGGAUCCAAGAGAAAAUCCUGGAAAAAAACCCUGGUUUAUCAUAGUUAGUAGAAAAUAAACAUGGUUUGGAAGCUUGACAAAAGUCAUUGUUCUAUGUUUUUGUCCAAGUUUAUGGAAAUUUGUGCACUCGGAUUCUGUAUAAUGAGGCGAUUACCCAAUGAGAACCUUAGUUUCAAUCGCUGAACCCUAAUAUUUGAAUAUUAAUAAACGCAAGACAAAAGAUGUGUGCACUCGGAAUUACAUUUCAACAUCAGUUGAAGUUUGUAUAGGAAAUUCUUUGAAGUUUACCGGCCUUCCUAACCAUGUUUAUUUCUAUUAACUAUGGGUUUAUGUAUGUACAUGUGUACUAAGGUGAUGCAAAUUAUGAGGUGGAUGGUCAAGUUCCGACAGAAUCUAGUUCUGAUCGGAACUGAAAAUAUUUAUUACAGUGCGCCCCUAAUAUUUAAAAUGUGGCUUGAGCGCUGGUCUCCUACCAUGAAAUAUUAUUGUAUUAAUGGUGGUAUGUUUUACACAUCUGUAUCAUAGGAAAGAGUAUAUAUGGGGAGAAGUUUCAGGAUGAAAAUUUCAAGAUCCUUCACUAUGGUGCUGGAUGGUUAAGCAUGGCAAAUUCUGGUAAAGAUACAAAUGGUUCUCAAUUCUUUAUCACCACUGUAAAGACACCAUGGUUAGAUGGAAAACACGUCGUGUUUGGCAAAGUUUUAGAAGGAAUGGUAGGUAGCAUGUCAGAAACAUAAGUAUAGCGCAUAACGUUUGAUUUCAAACCUAAUAAUAUACAUUAAAAAAUUUCUCAAUUCUGUUUGGCUGAGAGCAGUGCAAUUUUUUCGAAAUACAGUGCCAAAAAAUGAAAUAGAGGGCAAAAAAAGAAAUUCAGUGCAAAUUUCUUAAUUUUCUAAUUUUUCUUAAUUUUUUUAAUUUUUCAAAUUUCUUAAUUUCUUAAUUUCUGAAUGUGAUUUACGCACGUGACUUACGCACGUACAGUAUUAUUAAAUAGAGACGUAUAGAGAAUAAUACAUGUGUGCGCGGAAAUACCAGAUUUAUUUCGAGUGUUGAACGUGAUACCUCAAGAGUGAGCGCAGCGAACGAGUGAUUAUAUAAAGUCUUUGAAAAGCGAUAAUUUUUACAGAAAAGCGAUAAUUUUCACAUGUAAAAUUAUAAAUAGUCUCACAUGUGAGAUUAUCAGUUUUAUAUCAGUGCUCGAAGUACUAUUUAACACAUGAGUAUAGCAGUAUUUUGUCAGAUAUAAGGACACGAGGCGAAGUCGAGUAUCUUUAGGUCUGAUAAAACACGCACUGCGAAUGUUUUAAAUUGCUUCAAAAACGAUCGAUCAUUGGCGACGUAAUUUUAAAAAAUACGUUGUUUCCAGGUUGCACUCGAAACCAUACUAUUACCUAUACAAAUUGCACUCUACUUAGUUCAACUAUAUACCAUUGUUAUAUAGGGGAAGCCUCGCAUAUCGAUUUUGUCCACAAGAAACGUCAUGUGUUCGUUUGUGUGUGUGUGUGGGGGGGGUUGCAGCUGUGACGUUUCUCUGCAAAACAUCAUGGAAAAAUUCGAUCGUUUUUUUCGAAAGCCUUAACAUUUCGGAAUCAUCUUUGCAGAAUAUAAAAAAGAAAAUAACUUGAUACAAACACCAGUCUAUAGCUAGUACUAUACAUUCGUAAUACCAUACCUCAUACCUGUUCUAUAUAUUUAUAUUAUUAAUACGCUUUUCUUGCCUUGAAAACACUCAAAUUUCAAGAAAAACGCGCUAAAAUUGUCAAUAUUUUAUGGGAAAAAAGUUGUUUUGAGAAACGUUGGAAUUAAGUUCAUAUAUUAAAGAUGCUGAGUGUAAAGUCCGUAUAAAUGUAAACAAACGCUUUGUUUACAUUUUGAACUAGCAUAUUUGUAAAGUAUAUGUUGUACUGAAUAUUUAACACUUUUCUGGUUCGCUAUAUGUAAAUGAAUAUAAACUAGAGCACGUUUCAAUUCAAAAAAGUUCGAAAGAUGCAAAACUUUGGGCAAUGUUUAUCAGUGCGGGUCCCCCUUUGUUAUUUGAUAGCAGACCUGAUGCGCAGAACCACAGUUAAUAGACUAGUUAACUGUGGCAGAACGGACUUUACUAAUUCAACUGCCUCGAAGACCGGUCAUCAUUAUGACAAAUUCAAAAUUUCUGUACUAUAAAGAACAAAAUAUCGAUAACUAUGUGUGACGUUUUUAAGGGGUGGGGGGGGGAGGGUCUCCAGAGGAACGUACAUAUGACGUUUUUCAUGGACAAAAUCGAUAUGUGAGGCUUCCCUAUAUAUAGCUAGGGUGAACAGCGAACGUGAUUGACUGAUUUGUGGCUUUAGAUAAAUGCAAUGUAUCUCGCCGGGCAACAGUGAAAAAUUGUUGCCCGCUCCGACCGGCUACGUUCAUAAAUAAACAAAAUGGCGACACAAUUCGCAAGUUUUUAAACUACAAUUUUCCAAGUAAAUAAAUAAUGUAAAAAUAAACAACAGGCAACAGGGUAUGCUGCUGAAACCGCUUUAGUAGGUUCUUUUAAUUUUAAACUUGUUUACACUUUUGAGUUUUUUUCAUGAAAUACAAUCUUUGUAUGAAUGUUGUUGAUUUUUCUUUCGUCGCUAUAUAGCAAAACCCUUAAUGUCCGUUCCCUCGGGAAAUAGUUGUGUUUCUCUCGGGAGCAGACAUUAAGUGUAUAUGAUUUAUCUGAAGGGAUAUUAGUACAGUAGCUACAUGAUGCGAAUUUAAGGCACUUUUUACCGUAUUUUCUGAUGUUUCUUUUGAAAGGUGCGAAUGGUGCGAAAUUUUUAAUUUCACUUUAAUGUUUUUUUCCUAGGAUGUCGUUAGAAAAAUCGAAAAUGUUGACGCUGAUCAAAGUAAGCCGAAGAAAGACUGUGCUAUUGAAGACAGUGGAGUGAUUCCUGUAGAAGAACCUUUUAAUGUUGAUAAAGACGCCGCAAAGGAAUAAACUAUCAUAAAAUUAAAAUAGAAUGGACCAAUUGCGCAUCUAAAUUACGCUUUCUGAGUCGGAUAAAUUUACAGUUCACCAAUUCAGGAAGUUUACAUAUUUGUGAUUUUCAGUACAUUUUAAGAUGAAAUUCAGUAUACUUUUGUAGAGAAAACUUCAUCUUCGUCGUCUUUUUUGGCUGUUAAAGUGACCGGAAGUGAAAAAUCCUUUAAUUAACGUCACUUCCGUUACAUGACAAGGAAUUUUUAGAUGGAAAUUUCAAGAUAUUCCUCUCACAGAUGAAUCGUAACUUGAUGUCAUGGAAAACGAUGGGAUUUUCAAAACAGUGAAAAGACAAUGGAAGACCAAUGGAAUAUUCUGAACACUGGAUCGUGAUUGGAUGGCACUGUUGUUGUGCUAAAUGUUAUACAAAGGACAUUCCCAAACAAAAUCCCCUACAUCUCAUGAAUAACAUCUCGUUCGCAGGCGCACUUUGCAUGUGGCCUGCCAGUGGGACUCAGCAGUGGCUCACAUCGUGUAUACGGAGCUAUACUCAUUCUGUCAAUAUGUGUUCGCACUGUAGGCCUUGGGCUGUUUUCCAAAAUUAUUUCGCUUCGUGGCACCCAUGUGGGAAAUACUUGGUUUGGGGUUUAUUUGAAAGGCAUAUAGGUACAUCACUACCAAAAAAAGUUCCCAAGCAAAAAGUUGCCCAAUACCGAAAAAAUGGGUGAUCAAUGAUUAUCCUCUAUUAAAUUGUAUUACAGCAAAAAAUGGGAAAUUUUAUAAUUCAAUUACAAUAAAAAUGACUUGCAUCAUCGGAAAACGUACAAAAAACCGCAUAUAAGACUUUUAAACAGCUUUUUGAUUUUUCAAAUAGUCUUUGAGUUAUUGCUGUUUUAAAUGUGAAAAUUGGACCAAAAUGUCGCAAUAAGGACUGGGUACUAGGUCAAAAACGCGUUUUUGACAGCGUAUAACUCAAAAACAAUUUUAGGUACAAAAAACUGUUUAAAUGUCUUAUAUGUAGGUUUUUGUACACUUUCUGAUGAUGCAAGUCAUUUUUGUUGUAAUUGAAUACAAAAUUUCACAUUUUCUUACUGUAAUACAAUUUAAUAGAGGAUAAUCACUGAUCACUCAUUUUCUCGGUGCUGGGCAAGUUUUUUGCUUGGGAACUUUUUGUGGUAAUUAAGCAUCUAUGGUUCUAUGAAUCGAACCACAGAAAAUCUAUUUCCCAGGGGGGUGCCACGAAAUUGCUUUUCUAGGCACUUUUUCGCACAACAGCCCACGGCCUACUGCUUUUUCCUCUGGCUUUUUCCAACUUGUUGAUAAAUCCGGAAUAAUUUGUUAUUGUUCCACCAAAUUUGAUAUCGUCCGCGCUCUGCUGCCUCUGCACGCAACAAGUUGUUGACACAUUGAUGAAUAACCCCUGGGAACGAGGUUGGUUUAGGACGACAAGUUCGUAGCAACAAGUAGCAACUUGUUACGUAGACUUUCGCAAAGUCCUUUUCAAAUGACGUCACUUUUAUUUUGCGCGCGGUUCUCAACUUCUCAUCGCUCUCAGUUUACUGUCUUAAGCCUAUUUUCCACUUCAAUCGUAACGUUUCGUAGCAUUUUCUUUUGUGUUGAAGUCAUUAGUUCCACUCUAGUGCUCAGGAAACAAAGAAAUACGCUUCGGUACGAUUCGGUUGAAGUGGAAAACGGCCUUUGAUCAGAGAGUUUUAGAUUGACGUAUUUUCGUGUUUCCCGCUAACCGCAAACGGCUAAAAAUCACGUGACAGCCAUCUUGCCGUCAAGUUACACGUUCGAAGUAGACGUUUUUACGCGAGAGAGGCUGUUUUCAAGUAGGUAGUUUCCCUCAAGGUUUUCAUGCGUUUUUUGUUCUUUUUCUUGCGUAUAAACAUGGCACUUAUGUUUACUGUCACAGAGUGUCACUAUGACUUUAUUUCUUGAUAAAAUAAGGAUAGGUAACUGCUAUCUUUGACUGAAAUAUUGUGUCGCUUUCAGUCGAUGUCAAUAAACAAAAGACGCGCAAAAGCAUAGCCCAAAAGCAUAACUGAUUCACAUUGUUUUUGUUGUUAUUUGUUUAAUUUUCUCAUAAUUCUGAGAUUUAAAGUUUUAUUCUUAGGCUAACUUUGUUUCAAAUUUUAUAAAAAUCUGUUUGUAUCUAAUACAGAACUUGGAAUAAUAUCAUGACUACGAAACCCUUUCGUUGGCCAAGCAUACAACAUGAUCUUGCAUUGCCAUUGGCUAGGGAGGUUUGAACGGGUGACGACCACAAAAGCCAAUGCAAUGGAUUGGGAUGCUAUAUUGCCCACCCAUUAAGUUCACAUUUUGGAAAUUAAAACAUCAGUAAAACUAAAUCGUUUUUAAAAUCCGAACCGCGUGCAAACAUGUAACGGGUACCUCGAAUAUACCGGUUUGCAGUUUGCCGUAAUCAGACGAACGUCAAUCUAAAACUCUCUAAUACAAUAAUACUGACGUGUAAGUGUAACGCACAGCCUGUAUUAAGCUCCGGUCGAACGGAGAUGAGAGUGCAUGAGAGUUGCUUGAGUUGGUAGGCGACUUACCUAGGGUCGUUAAAGUGGGGACCGCUGGGACUGACGGUCGCAGGCACAUUUCAGAAACUACUUGCAGGCAAAUUUUGUAUAACAUUUGAAACCAGAAGUUAUAAAAUAAAUUUUGUAAUUCCUACCCCACUACGUACUUUCCUAUCUGUUACUAUUUGAUUGUAGUUAAUGUUUAUUGGGGAAAAAUAUAUAAAGCUAUAACUCAUAAUGGCCUCUACUAAUCGGGAUCUAUAUAAAUGUUCCGCAGCCAUUUUUCUGCACCCUUGUUCAUACUUCCUCAUAGAGCUCUUAUGGUUAUUAAACCUCUUCCUAAAAGUUGUUAUCGUACUUCCCACAUAAAUUUUAGAGCAACUGAUAGAUCUUAAUACAUAAAUUACACCCUCCGAAUCACAAUCAAAGGUCAAUUUAUCCAAUACUUAUUAUUUCCAUAUUCAAAUUUUUCCGUUUCCUCUACAUAUAACAUAUCCAACAUGAGCUCCACCUUUGAAUUUACUAUAUGAGUAAAUUCUUAAACACGUCCGAAUUUAUCAUUAUGAUAAAUUCGCGGCACAUUUUGAAUUUAUCAAUAGAGUUAAUCAUAAAACCACAAUCAUUGCACAAGGUUUCUUGUUAUAAAUGUAAUGGCACUAAAAGCGAGGCUGGUCGCCAGGGGCACAGAGUAUACAGAGGCGGAACUCGCGGCGAUUCCUUUGUUCUUUGUGUCCCCGUGCCACACGUCAUUUCCACGCGCCACGCGAAUUGCUCUGGCAAGUGUCAUUCGUCGUGUUUUCAGUCAAAAGCAUAGGAAAAACACCGUUCGAAAGUAGAAAAAUAAAUAUUUUUGCGAAGUUGCUCCACCAAUCUUCAUUUUGGGACUCAAAUUUGAAAGAUAAAUGGUAAGUGGUUAUUUUUAUGUAAAAAGAUAUACGUUUAUAGGCUAAAUACAAAGAAAAAAAAGUAUAAUACAAUUUACAAUCUCGGUGCUUGUGAUGUUCUUGCCAAGAAGCAGAUUCCCAUUUCGCUAAAUUAAUGCGGGCCAAACGUAUUGCUUUCCUGUCUUUUACAUUAAUAAGAAAGCAUAGGUGCUGAUUUGAAACACAUCAGGUUCCAUGCAUGUAGCUUUGCGAUUUGUGAGCAAAAAUUAAAAGUUAAACUACCUAUGUUUUUAAUACUUUCUGUGCAACUAAUAACCACAUUCACAAAUAUAUUCUCCAGCAAAGAAACGUUUCUUUACGGAUUGUUAAUCCGCAUUUGAAGGCAUGCUCAUGCCGCGUCAGAGGUCUUUCACAUGCAGAAUAGCAGAGACUACUGUCAUUGACAUCCUUUGUCACAAAAUUAUGAUGGCAUAUUGGACAGCUAUGUUGGAUAAGGCACUUCCUUAAUAAAUAGCCUGACACAUAAGUUCAUGCAGACUAAGUUUUGUUCAAUUUCAUUUGUUUUGUAGUCGGUAUCUUCAACUGCUUGGAUUAGUGGUGGGCUUGUCUGAUCAUUUCCUGUAGAUAAAUCAGAUUG